CAGAGCAGGACGGUGCAUGGGGGUGCGGGGCUCUUAAAGGGCCAGCGCCGUGAAGCGGGGGGGGGCAGUCCCGUGGCACCCCCAUGCCGUGGUCUGCGAGCCGGGCGGCUGGCCGGCUGGCCCGGGGGGUGACGGCCAGGAGGGCGGCCGUGGCCCUGACGGUGGCGGCCCUGGGUGCCCGGAAACUGUACCCCCUGCUGCGCCGGGCCACCGCAGGCUCCCGGCCCGUGGCCCCGGGGCCCGUGGGCGCCUCGACCGGCACGGAGCCCGGGGCCACCAGCACUGAGCCCAGGGCCACUGGCACGGAGCCCGGGGCCGACUCGGGGAGCGCAGAGCCCGGGCCUGACUCGGGCCACGGCCGGCCCGUGGCUCAGUGGCCGGAAGAAGAUGCCGCGCCCGGCGUCAACCGGGCUUUCCUGCGACGGCUACUACGUCUGCUGCGGCUCCUGUUCCCCGGCCCGCUGUGCCCGGAGACGGGGCUGCUGGCCCUGCACUCGGCCGCCCUGGCCAGCCGCACCUUCCUCUCGGUCUACGUGGCCCGGCUGGACGGGCGCCUGGCCCGCUCCAUCGUCCGCAAGAGCCCCCGGCGCUUCGCCUGGCUGCUGCUCCAGUGGCUGCUCAUCGCCGUGCCCGCCACCUUCGUCAACAGCGCCAUCCGCUACCUGGAGGGCCGGCUGGGCCUGGCCUUCCGCGGCCGCCUGGUGGCCCACGCCUACGGGCUCUACUUCCGCGCCCAGACCUACUACCGCGUCAGCACCAUGGACGGGCGCCUGCGGGCGCCAGACCAGUCGCUCACCGAGGACCUGGUGGCCUUCGCCGGCUCCGUGGCCCACCUCUACUCCAACCUGACCAAGCCGGUGCUGGACGUGGCCGUCACCUCCUACGCCCUGCUGGGGGCGGCCCGGGCCAAGGGGGCCGGCACGGCCUGGCCCUCGGCCAUCGCCGGCCUGGUGGUCGGCCUGACGGCCAAGGUGCUGCGGGGCUGCUCGCCCCGCUUCGGGGAGCUGGUGGCCGAGGAGGCCCGGCGCAAGGGGGAGCUGCGGUACAUGCACGCCCGGGUGGUGGCCAACGCCGAGGAGAUCGCCUUCUACGGAGGGCACCAGGUGCCGGGGCAUGGG
This is a messenger RNA of Terrapene triunguis (Three-toed box turtle), 1118 nucleotides long. RefSeq names its product ATP-binding cassette sub-family D member 1-like. Gene Ontology annotation, cellular component: peroxisomal membrane. The record is from RefSeq and is a predicted model, not a curated record. Gene Ontology annotation, biological process: long-chain fatty acid import into peroxisome; fatty acid beta-oxidation; peroxisome organization. The annotation marks the transcript as partial. The transcript has a single exon. Gene Ontology annotation, molecular function: long-chain fatty acid transmembrane transporter activity; ATP binding; ABC-type transporter activity. Lineage: Eukaryota; Metazoa; Chordata; Testudines; Emydidae.